Scomber japonicus (chub mackerel) is the source of this 1221-nucleotide messenger RNA. RefSeq names its product protein disulfide isomerase Creld1 (gene creld1b). The record is from RefSeq and is a predicted model, not a curated record. NCBI's taxonomy places the organism in Eukaryota, Metazoa, Chordata, Actinopteri, Scombriformes, Scombridae. Gene Ontology annotation, molecular function: calcium ion binding. The transcript is spliced from 10 exons. Bases 1 to 1221 code for a protein of 406 amino acids.
AUGUGGUGGGCCUGGCCAUUCCUGCCUGCUUUGGUGCUCCUCUCAGAGCUCUCUGUGGUGAGAGUCCAGACAGCACCAUGCCAGACCUGCCAAAAACUCACUGAAAGUUUCAUUAAGGGCUUGGAGAAAACGGCUAACAAGAACUUUGGAGGAGGUAACACUGCCUGGGAGGAAGAGAAGCUGGCUAAGUAUGCACGCAGUGAGACUCGGCUCCUUGAGAUAGUAGAAGCUGCUUGUGAGAAAACAGAUUUUGAUUGUAACCAACUGCUGGAGCAGAUAGAAGACCAAGUGGAGACAUGGUGGUUCCACAGGCAGCAGGAGGCACCUGACCUGUUUGAGUGGCUGUGCAUAGAGGAGCUGAGACUUUGCUGUCCACCUGGACGCUUUGGACCUGAUUGCAAAGAGUGUCCAUCCGGCCCCGGUGGUGUGUGUGGGGGUCUGGGCCGCUGCGAGGGGGAGGGGACUCGCCUGGGUGAUGGAGAAUGUGUCUGUGAUCCCGGAUACUCGGGCCAUCUGUGCCAGAGCUGUGCUGAUGGCUAUUUCAGAGAGAAAAGCUCCAAUGACAGCAAAGGAGCCUGUGCAGCUUGCUACCACUCAUGUAAGAAAUGCGUAGGGCCGCAGGAUUACAAAUGUCUUGACUGCAAACCCGGUUGGCUCCUUCAUGACAACAAAUGCGUGGAUGUCGAUGAAUGUGGUACAGAGCUGGCUCGUUGUCCCUCUAACACCUACUGUCACAACACAGAAGGAUCAUAUGAAUGCAGAGGCUGUGACCAGGCAUGUGUGGGCUGCAUGGGUAGUGGUCCUGCUCGCUGUAAGAAAUGUGCACGUGGCUACAGAUUGAAAGGAUCCAAAUGUCUUGAUGUCGAUGAAUGUAGUGAACGUGCAAUCGCAUGCCCAGGACUCAAUGAGGCCUGUAUCAAUGAGGUGGGCUCCUUCCACUGUGACUGUGCUGAUGGCUUCAUCAGAAGAGACAGCAUUUGUGUCGAGAAUAAACCUCCUACUGGUCCAGAAAAGGGACUGUUUGAUGACAUGACAGAUGAUGAGGUCCUUGUACUUCAGCAGAUGUUCUUUGGCGUUGUCAUCUGUGCCCUGGCUACACUCGCUGCUAAAGGGGACAUGGUUUUUACUGCUAUUUUUAUCGGAGGUGUGGCUGCUAUGGCUGGAUACUGGCUGACAGAAAAGGGAGACUACAUGCUGGAUGGAUUCCUGAAGGGACGCUAG